AUGGAGGACAAGAGGAAGUUACUAGACCAGCCCUUGCAUGGGAUCUAUAUCCCCAUAGCCCUAAUCCUAUUUGGGACAUGGAUAUUCAGUUGGUCGUACAUGCCCUAUUCCAUCGCGUUCAUCGCCAUAGUUUUUUCAUUUAGGUACUACGAGGCCAUGAAACGUCGGUCGUCUAUAGAUAAGAACAUAUGGAGAGACUUUGAACUCAUGGACAAGACAUUGAUUGCGCCAAUGACGUCCAUAUACCGUUUCAAACUCAAUCGAGAAGACGAAAUCUUGGAUAUCCCCACGGGACACCACUUGGCUUGCUGCUUUAUCGUCGACGGCAAAGAUGAAAUCCGGUUCUAUUCGCCCAUCUCCAACCAAUUUGAUGCUGGGUUUUUCGACAUUUUGGUGAAGCAUUACGAAAGAGGCAAAGUUACUCGUAGGCUUGCCCAAGUUCAAGUUGGCCAGACUGUCAAGUUCCGCGGAACAGUGGGUACGCUCAACUACAGCCCCGGCAUGGCCAAGGAGAUUGGAUUGAUUGCCGGCGGCACGGGCAUAACUCCAAUUUUGCAAGUGAUUACUCGCGUCAUCACCGAUCUUGAAGACGACACCAAGUUGAAGUUGAUUUACGGGAAUGAAACCGAGCGUGAUAUCUUGCUCAAGAACGAGAUUGACGAAAUCGCCGCCAAGUAUCCAAACUUUGAUGUUCAUUAUACCGUGACUCACCCUGAACCGAGUUGGACUGGGAGUAAAGGGUACGUCACUAGGGAGAUGAUUGAGCAGUAUGCGCCGCAGAUUAGUGACGAUAACAUGUUGUUCAUUUGUGGUCCUCCUGAGAUGAAACGGUCCUUGUUUGCCAUAACUCAGGAAAUGGGGUGGAAGAAGGAAAACAUUUUCUGUUUCUAG
Molecule: messenger RNA, 891 nt
Organism: Lodderomyces beijingensis
Lineage: Eukaryota; Fungi; Ascomycota; Pichiomycetes; Serinales; Debaryomycetaceae
Source: the annotation of a GenBank genome assembly